GAUGAAGAGCCUCCGCCGCUCGCCGGCGGUCGAUCUGAUAGAGGACGACGACCUCCUCUCGGAGAUCCUCCUCCGCCUACCCCCGCACCCCUCCUCCCUCCCGCGCGCAUCCCUCGUCUGCAAGCGUUGGCGCCGCCUCGUCUGCGACCCCGUCUUCUCCCGCCGCAACCCGCCCCUCCUAGGUCUGUUCGACAGGUACCAAUGCCUGUCCUUCAUACCCACUCUGGAGGCCCCCAACCGCGUCCCUCCCUGGUGCUUCUCCCUGCAUGCCGAGGACGACGUCAGCUGCUCCACCUCCCUCGGAUGCCGCCACGGUCUCGUGCUCCUCCACCUUACAAAGAGUCUCCAGGUCCUCGUGUGGGACCCCGUCACUGGAGACCAACGCCGCAUUGCCCUUCCCCCGAGGUUCUGUGCAAAGGGGACCAUGAUCAACGGGGCGGUGCUUCGCGCCCCAGGACACGUCCACUUCCACUUCCAGGUGGUCCUGGUAAUAGCGGACGACGAUGCCAGCCAUAGACUGGCGUUCGCGUGCGUUUACUCGUCGCACACCGGCCUAUGGGGGCACCUCGUCUCAACACCGAUUCCUUCCGAGCCCGACACUCCCACAAUUGUUUAUCCGGAAGCCGCUGUGCUAGUUGGGAAUUCCCUUCACUGGCUGCUUUUCGGGCAUACCUUUGCUGGAAUUCUCGAGUUUGAUUUGGAUAGGCACAGGCUAGCGGUUACACAAGUGCCGCUUGAUAUCCUCGCCCAAGGUGACGACGUCGCGAUUACGCGGACAGAGCGGGGUGGGCUUGGCUUCCUCCUUUUGUCAGACUUCAGCGCCCACCUAUGGAACAGGGAGCACGAUUGCAAUGGUGUCGCUUCGUGGGUGCUGCGAAGAACCAUUGAACUCGACAAGCUGCUUUUCCUGAAUCGAGAGGAGGAGAGGGACCCCCUCACGAUAAUAGGAUUUGCUGAGUGCAGCAAUGUUGUGCUCCUGUGGACUGGCAGCCUUUUCAUGGUCCAGCUUGAGUCGUUGCAGUUCAAGAAACUUUCUGAAACCAACUUGGUGGCCUGCAGUCCGUUUGAAAAUGUAUAUACUGCAAGUAAUAGCAUGCCUUAA
Messenger RNA from Lolium perenne, 1102 nucleotides. RefSeq names its product F-box/kelch-repeat protein At3g17530-like. The record is from RefSeq and is a predicted model, not a curated record. NCBI's taxonomy places the organism in Eukaryota, Viridiplantae, Streptophyta, Magnoliopsida, Poales, Poaceae. Gene Ontology annotation, molecular function: protein binding.